AUGGGCGGCGCACCGGCCGGCACGGCAGGCAUAUACGAUGCCGCGCUGCACAAGCGGCAGGCGCUGAUGGGUAAGAGCGGGCCGUCGGCGCUGUGGAAGAACUUUCGCGUGUUCCGCAUUGCCUGCUUCGCGUGUAUUGGCGGCGUGUUGUAUGGCUACAACCAGGGCAUGUUCUCGGGCGUGUUGGCCAUGCCCGCUUUUGAAAAGCACAUGGGCGAAUACACGACGAACCAGACCAAGAAAGGCUGGCUGACGGCCAUCCUGGAGUUGGGCGCGUGGCUGGGUACCUUGCUGUCCGGCUUCCUGGCCGAGGUGCUCUCCCGUAAGUAUGGUGUGCUGGUCGCCUGCGCGGUGUUCAUGCUGGGUGUGGUGGUACAAGCGACGGCCAGGACGGUCGGACACAAUGCUAUCCUGGCAGGGCGGUUCAUUACCGGUAUGGGCGUCGGCAGUCUAGCCAUGAUUAUCCCCAUUUACAACUCCGAGGUUGCGCCCCCCGAGGUGCGCGGCGCACUGGUAGCCACCCAGCAGCUAGCAAUCUGCUUCGGCAUCAUGAUCAGCUUCUGGAUCGACUACGGCACGAACUUCAUUGGCGGGACAACCCUCGAAACGCAAUCCGACGCAGCCUGGCUCCUUCCGAUCUGUCUGCAACUCGGUCCGGCCUUAAUCCUCUUCUUCGGCAUGCUAUUCAUGCCCUUCUCCCCACGCUGGCUGAUCCACCACGGGCGCGAGGACGAGGCGCGCAAGGUUCUUGCCAGCCUGCGCGAAUUGGACGAGAGUCAUGAGCUCGUCGAGCUGGAGUUCCUGGAGAUCAAGGCACAGUCGCUGUUUGAGAAACGGACGAUUGCGGAGCUGUUCCCAGAUCUGAGGGAACCAACCGCUUGGAAUGUAUUUAAGCUGCAGUUCGUCAGUAUUAAGAAGUUAUUCCAGACGAGGGCGAUGUUUAAGAGGGUGGUGGUGGCGACGGUGACCAUGUUCUUCCAGCAGUGGACGGGAAUCAACGCAGUCUUGUACUACGCGCCCUUCAUCUUCAAGCAACUCGGCCUGAGCAGCACAACCACCUCCCUCCUCGCCACAGGCGUAGUCGGCAUCGUCAUGUUCAUCGCGACGAUCCCCUCCGUUCUCUGGAUCGACCGCGUCGGGCGCAAGCCAGUCUUAACCAUCGGCGCGGUGGGCAUGGCAACCUGCCACAUCAUCAUUGCAGUCAUUGUCGCCAAAAACAUCAACCAGUGGGCGGAGCACGUGGCGGCAGGCUGGGCAGCGGUCUGUAUGGUGUGGCUCUUCGUCGUACAUUUCGGCUACUCAUGGGGCCCUUGCGCAUGGAUCAUUGUUGCGGAGAUCUGGCCGCUUAGUACGCGGCCGUAUGGUGUCGCGCUGGGUGCGUCGAGCAACUGGAUGAAUAACUUUAUCGUGGGGCAGGUCACGCCGGAUAUGCUGGAAGGGAUUACCUACGGGACGUAUAUAUUGUUUGGGUUGUUGACAUAUCUUGGUGCCGCGUUUAUUUGGUUCUUUGUGCCGGAGACGAAGAGGUUGACACUUGAGGAGAUGGACGUCCUCUUCGGCUCGGAGGGCACUGCCCAGGCUGAUCUCGAGCGCAUGGAGGCGAUUAACAACGAGAUUGGUUUAACUCAGCUGUUGCGCGGCGAGCAGGGCCAGAAUACGUCGGAUGCUGAGCAGACGAAGGCCGAGGGAGAAAAGGCAUGA
This is a messenger RNA of Thermochaetoides thermophila DSM 1495, 1701 nucleotides long. RefSeq names its product putative hexose transport-related protein. The coding region runs from base 1 to 1701 and encodes 566 amino acids. The transcript has 6 exons. The record is from RefSeq and is a predicted model, not a curated record. Gene Ontology annotation, biological process: transmembrane transport; carbohydrate transport. Gene Ontology annotation, molecular function: carbohydrate:proton symporter activity. Gene Ontology annotation, cellular component: membrane. Lineage: Eukaryota; Fungi; Ascomycota; Sordariomycetes; Sordariales; Chaetomiaceae.